AUGAGAGUCGCUGUAACUGAUCAGAGUCACAGCCUGUUCUUCUUCGACCUCAAGUUCCCUACUUCAUAUCCAUAUGAAGCACCGAGGUUAUUCUACCAUCAGUACGGCCUUCCUUUGAGCACUCCUGAAACCCAACUGAAACCCAAACUCUGUUACAGCAUCUUAGACGUGUUUCUCCACAUUGAAGAGAUUGUGUUGGAGAACACAAACAAGUCAUGUCAGCAGAUGCUGGAUGUGCUGAAACGGCCGCUCGCUGGCUUUGAAGAUUUCGUGAAGGGGCAUUUUAGGAAGAAGGGAGCUUUGAUUCUGAGGAACAUGAUGGAAGAGAUGGAUAUGGAGAAGGAGAGGGAUAAGAACAUGUUUUGGAAGAUGUACAUUGCCUUUGAAAGCAAUAAAGGACACUGUGAGCAUAUUCUCAACAGUGAUCUUAAAGAAGAGCUCAAGAAAUACAAGGAGAAAGAGUGUUCUUCAUCUUCCUACUACUACCCAACCAUAACCAGCAGGUUCGAUGAGGUUAAGAAGACUUCCAAGUACGAGAAUAUAUUGAGCAAGUUCUUGCCUUUUUACGAUUAG
Messenger RNA from Microthlaspi erraticum, 573 nucleotides. NCBI's taxonomy places the organism in Eukaryota, Viridiplantae, Streptophyta, Magnoliopsida, Brassicales, Brassicaceae. The record is from the annotation of a GenBank genome assembly.